AUGUCGGCCGCCCCGUUGCCGCCGCGCGUUAAUACCCAAACAAAAGUCCUCGACACCGCACAUGGUCGGAUUCUAUGCAUAGCAGACAUUCGUGGUCGUCUUUCAGCUCUCAAUGACCUCGCUCGAGACGCGAAUGCACAAGCCAUUGUCCAUACUGGCGAUUUUGGCUUCUUUGAGGCUCCCUCACUCGAACGGAUAAAUGACCGCACCCUCCGACAUCUCACGAUGUAUUCGCCACUCAUUUCGACCUCCCAACGCACUCACCUCCUUGCCCCCGACAACCCGCCAGCUGUCAUCCGCCAGACCGUCAAUAUUUCGCUACUUUCAGAGUUCCCCGUCCUUCUUUCCGGCCAAAUAAAACUGCAAAUCCCGGUUUUCACCGUUUGGGGUGCCUGUGAGGAUGUUCAGGUCCUCGAAAAGUUCAGGUCUGGCGCAUAUGCAAUCGACAACCUCCACGUUCUUGACGAAGCCACUACACGCUGCCUUGACCUUGGUGGCGUCAAAUUACGACUAUUAGGCCUGGGUGGCGCGUUGGUUCCCCAUAAAAUGUUUGACAAUGGAGACGGACAUGCGACAAUUGCUGGUGGCCAGGGGACAAUGUGGACCACUGCCCUCCAAAUCGGAGAACUCGUCGACACUGCCCAACGUGUCUUUGAUCCCACAGAAACGAGACUCCUCGUCACCCACGCAAGCCCCGGCAGGGAAGGCAUCAUGGCCCAGCUCGCACUGGUCGUCAAAGCCGACUUGACCAUUUCGGCCGGCCUUCAUUUCCGUUAUGCUACCUCCUACAACGAGUUCAGCGUGCAAGGCGAUUUUGAAGCAUUCCGCACAAAGCUCACGCAGGGCAAGGAAGCUUUCGACAAAGUUUGGGAGAGUGUCAAGACCCAGGUUGACGCAGUCAUCGACGAAAACCAACGCGUGUUAUUAGACAAGGCCUUACAUGUCCUUGACCGAGUACCGACCGCUGGGUCUGCCGACGAGCCUGCGUGGAAAAACUGCUGGAACUGGAAUCUCUGUGAUGCCGCUUAUGGUUCCCUGAUACUGGAUGUGAAGGAGGGCCGGGUCAGUGCCGAGCUCAAGAGUCAGGGCUUCAAUUACGCGUAUCGUCGUACUGCAACUGCUUCGGUGACCACACCCAACUCGCAAACGUCCGCUUUACCGGCGGCCUCGAAAUCAUCUACUCCUGUCCCUGUCGCGCAGCUUUCAAGCGCAGCUGCAGCAGACGCCUCCAAAGACAACUCUUCAUCAUCUACACCCGCUACAAAGCCAAAUGGACUUACUCCGGCUGAGAAAGCUGAACGGGAAAAGCAAAAAAAGAAGGAUAAAAAGGAGCGGAAAGACAAAGAGCGUGCUGAGAAGGCGCAGGCUGAGAAGGACAAGACUGAGAAUGGAGAUGCAUCGACUUCUACUCCUGCCGCCGCCAAGUCUCCCGAGCCUGAAGACGUUAAAUCGCCCAUUACCGAUGGUGGGGCACGAACGCCAAAAACAAAUCGCCCACCGCGUAACCCAUGGACGAUAUUCAUGAAGUGGCCUACGGCUGUGGCACUAACGGAUGCUGAUAUCAAAGAGUUCUUUGGCGAAGCCAAGGAUGGGGAUCACCAAAAUUAA
Mycena indigotica is the source of this 1608-nucleotide messenger RNA. Its product is annotated as DUF2433 domain-containing protein. The coding region runs from base 1 to 1608 and encodes 535 amino acids. The record is from RefSeq and is a predicted model, not a curated record. NCBI's taxonomy places the organism in Eukaryota, Fungi, Basidiomycota, Agaricomycetes, Agaricales, Mycenaceae. The transcript is spliced from 3 exons.